This is a messenger RNA of Amoebophrya sp. A120, 1928 nucleotides long. The record is from the annotation of a GenBank genome assembly. NCBI's taxonomy places the organism in Eukaryota, Dinophyceae, Syndiniales, Amoebophryaceae.
CUGGCUGGCACCUGCUAACUGAGCUUCAAGGCUGCCUCCCGUGGGCGAUUGAAAUGCCGGAGUAUCACUCUACCCGCCAGCAGCUCUUCGUGGCAAACACGCUUGACCGCCUGACUUUCGUCAUCAUCGUUCUUUUCUCCCAACGACUGAGCGUCGCACUGGCGAGAACGUGGACAACGAGAGUCGCACUUCCCACCAAGCUUUUGUUGCGUGCAGUGAGCGGCUUCGAGGGAAAGUAUCUUCAUAAGAGAACAGUAGCGCUUUGUUGAGGGCGAGGAGGAUUCAAUACACAAACCACUCUCCAAAGCUGCGCUUCAUUUCAGUCCGUCCCCUUCUUGCAAGAACUACUUCCGUUCCGACAAGAACACUAAGUCAUGUCCUCUUCCGUCCGCCACGGAAACUACAAUGCCGCCACCGCCGGCGGCAACAACCCGAACAGCACCUGGAACCCGCGACAGUACGAAAGACCGGGGUUGAAGCAGGACGAGAUCGAGGAGAUAAAAGAAGUAUGCAACGCGAAAGUAUCGUACUCGUACAAAUGCAUUACAAAUUUCCUCAGCAUGAGAAAUAAAAUUUGCAAUGAAAAAAAAUUUGUAAUGCAUGAUUGCAAUUACUACGAGCGCGAUACUUUUGCACAGGAUGGGAAGCGUUCGAUCUGUUUGACACGGACCAGAGCGGACAGGUUUGAACAGUAGUUUCAUCCACAAAUUUUACAUUUGUUGUUGCAGCUGCUAUUGCGAAGCAAGAGACUGCUGGAUGUUUAGUGAUGCAGAGGAACAACAACUUUAUGCCCAUGAGUUAAGAGUUUCUCAUGCACGAAAAGCAAACACCUAGCUACUUAAGCUACACCCUUUCAAACCCACUUCCAGAUCGACCUGAAGGAGCUCCGCAAUGCGAUGCAGUCUCUUGGAUACGAGUCCAAAAACGAAGCCGUUUUCACGAUGCUCCAGGAGCUGGACCGCGACGGGUCCGCGAGCUUGGAUUUUGAAGAAUUUCUCGAUCUGAUGCGGGAGGACUCCUUUCAAGUACAGCCGAAUGCAACGGGUACCGCAUGCAAAUAUGUGUGUUUGUCUUGCAGUUUUUGCACAUUACAGAAGGUCAUCUGACAUGCUCUACUGGAGCAUCACAAGUUCUUCAUCUAGGGAGGGUUCAUCUCCUCACAUAGACCGCAUGAGAAACGCUCUAAAUCAUCAAAGAAACAGAGCGCACCUCUUGCUCGCUACGCAACACAGAUGUAGUUUAUGUCUGUUCCAGACGCAGCAUCACAAGUCUGCAUCGUUGUUCGAGCCCCAGACUAGGACAUAUUUGCGAUGCAUAACGGGCGCGAACGGGCAGUUGAUUCCAAAUUCCUCGACCAUCAGCAAGGAGGAAGUGUCGAAAAUUUUCCAGCUUUUCGACAUCGAGGGGAAAAAUGUGAUCACGGAGAAGGACGUCCACCGGGUGUGCCGGGAAUUAGGCGAGAGACUCUCCAUGGAAGAGAUCCGGGAGAUCGUGCGACGGGCGGCCAGCAACAGCGGAAACGAGAACAAUGGAAGUUCGUCGGGGAGUGGCGGCGAGAUUUCAUUUGAAGAUUUUUACUCCGUUUUGACGAAAAAAACGUUUCCGUAGGAGGAGAGGGAUGGUUUGUCGAUGGGAAGGUGGAGAGGGAUGAGUCUCAGGUUUUUUGAAAAUCAUAUGAAUACAUGCUCGUUUUUGUGCAAAACAAAAAUUAGUGAUCUGACGAGUACUAGUACAUGAUGGGUCUGUAAAAGAGCACGGUCCAACUGACGUUUCGAAGUGGAAGAGAAGUUCGAACAAAAAAGAAGAUGAGUUAGUACUUCAGCGUUGUACUACAGUGAGAGUUUUACGUUGUAACAUACACGCUGCGGCGCGCAAGAAAUAGAAAUGUGAGAUUCGCAUGAUGAAACCCUAUUCGUGUUCACGAGUGA